Messenger RNA from Protopolystoma xenopodis, 447 nucleotides. The record is from the annotation of a GenBank genome assembly. NCBI's taxonomy places the organism in Eukaryota, Metazoa, Platyhelminthes, Monogenea, Polystomatidea, Polystomatidae.
AUGACGGGCAAAAUUCAGAUGUGUCUGGUCGUAUUUGAAUGGCUGGGCACUAGUCGCUUUCUGAUUGGCGGACUCCUCUCGGCUAAUGGGAUAAGACCUUGGGAGCUGGCAUCUUUGGGCUAUGCUUGCACCUCUUUCCUCGUACUUUAUUUACCCUCGCCUCAUAGCCCUAGCUUCGGCCCCACUCAAAAGUGCUCUAAUCCGUCGCCUCCUCUUCACCCUGUGCGCUUCCACUCUAGCGCCUGUAGAAGGGAUAUGAAUAUGUAUGAAAAAACCAUCCUAGAGGCAACAACUUCAUCACUUGUCACCCCCGGCAAAGUGGAGCCAAGCUCACAUGGUCCUCCUAGACGUCGGUAUGCACCAGCUGCUGGGACUUUGGAUUCUGUUCAACGUAUGCCUUGGCAGAACUGUUGGCUGGGCGACAUUCUUAAUGUACAGGCUCUGUAG